Lactuca saligna is the source of this 507-nucleotide messenger RNA. NCBI's taxonomy places the organism in Eukaryota, Viridiplantae, Streptophyta, Magnoliopsida, Asterales, Asteraceae. The record is from the annotation of a GenBank genome assembly.
AUGUUUAACACACCAAUAAGCCUACUGCAGCACACAUCCAUCAGUGAUUCUCGACUGAUUUCAGGUUUGCCCUCCAACAUCGUUGUCGCACAUCACCGCAUACGCUGCCCCGUAUCACCACCGUCGCUGCGCCAUACUACCACCGUCGCUGCCCCACACCACCAUCAGCAACACCCCAGGUAUGUAUGUCUUUGUCAUCUUUGGGUGGUUGUCAAGACAAAACCAAGAGGGGUAUAUGAAGUCAUCGAAGCUGAAACAGAAGUUGCGCUUGAUGGAAACACUGAAGCAAAUGGAUUCUUUCAUCUUAAUGAGCGGUUUGAGUUACCGAAUGAAGUAAAUGUUAGUGAACGUUUGACCCUAGCCUCAAAUAAAACUAACUUUGACCAAAUAUCUUCCGAUAAGAGUGAGGGUUCUGAAGCGAGAAACCAAGAAGAUGAUUCAGAUGACGAGGAUAGAGACGAACUAGUUUAUUUUGACUACUUUGAUCCAGAUGAGGACGAAUGUUAG